AUGCCAUCUUCGGUGACAAAGCACACCAUUCCGUCCUUCUACGCCUGCUACUUUCUUCGCUCGCUCGCAUCUCCUGGCAUCACAUACAUCGGCUCAACACCAGCUCCGCCUCGCCGCAAGCGUCAGCACAAUGGCGACCUCACGCAAGGUGCACACAAGACCGCUCGUGCCCGUCCAUGGGAGAUGGAUUGCAUCGUCUACGGCUUCCCGUCCAAGAUCGCCGCAUUGCAGUUCGAAUGGGCCUGGGGCAAGCCGAAUCUCUCUCGCCACCUCAAGUUCCUCCACACAGAGCACUCGUUCGAUGGUGCCAUCUCGGACACAUCGGCAUGGGCCGGGAAGCCUCUCUUUCCAUCGACCAGCAUGACACCGGGCCAAACUCGAUGGGGCAAGCCCAAGAGAAGGAUCGCUCGACCACCUUCCACGCCGAACGCAAGACUGUUGACGAUGCGCGCUCUGCUGCGAUCCGAGCCGUUCUGUGGUUGGGGCCUCAAGCUCGCCUUCUUCACCGAAUGGAGCUGGCUGGCGUAUCAGCGACUCGAAGCUGCGAAUGCCGCCUCUAUGGUUGAGCCUGCAUCUUCCACAUUGGAAUUGAACAGACACAGUCGAUCCGGCAAAGCCCUCCCUCCGCUCUAUCCGUUGGCAGUCUGCGACUUUGCUGGUGUCGAUGGAAAGCGUAUGCCGCUCGUGCACGUCUCAGCGCAACAUCGAACGGAUGCUGGCGUAGCUGAUCAACCCGUAAAGAAGCGGCAGUCUUCGAGCAAGAAGAAGGUAGACGUCGACGAGCCUCCACAGUGGCCCGAGACUCUCCCCCGGUCAGCGAAUCUCAAGGGCCUCGAUGCCUGCGUGCAGGAUUUUGACACUUUUCCAUCGCCACAAGCUGCUGCGACCAAUACCGACCUGACGCGAAAGGCAAAACGCGCGACGAAGGCGAACAAGGAAGCUGCAGCGGCGGGGGAGGACGAAGAGGGGGCGAGCGAGGCAGAGGACGGCGAUCUCAACGGCGGCGUUGCUGCUGCUGUUGAACCUGGAUCCGUUUCGACCAGGCCUCUUCAUAGGAUGAAGUUUGACGACCUCGAUCUGGAAGAGAGCGAGUGGAAGCGCUAUGAACACGUCAUCGCCACCCGACUGGGUUCCGCAUCGACAUCUGCGGCUCACGCCAUGAGCGAGUUCAUGCAGGACUGCGUGAAGCGAUAUGUCGCAGCACAGGACGCACGCACGAAGGAGACAGCGACAGCUGCACCGACGACGUCCUGCGCGCUUUGCAAUCACGCGGUCGAUCUCACCCGGCAACUAAACUUUGUUCUGUGUCCUAGUCCGCAUGCAAGCACGCUGCCAGCCGUGUCAAGCACAAUCCCAAACACGGUCAAAUCCGUAGACUCGCCAUGCAAUUCGAUCUUCCACCUCUCUUGCCUAGCAGACUCGUCCCUGCAGCAGCAGAGCGGUGGUGAGGAGAUCAACAGCAGCGUCAACACGGUGCUUCCAACACACGGCGUCUGUCCUUCUCAUACGAGUGCUCCUAAGCCGGUUGGCUCGUGGGCCGACGUUGUGCGAGCCAUGUAUCGCAGGCACGAGCGCUUCGAGCGUCUGCUUCAGUUCUUGGUGCGGUCGGGCAAGACGCUGGCAGAGCAUCUGAAUCCGCCGCCGCCGGUCGAGAUCGGCUCUCCGAACAAGGGCAAACGGAAGGGAAAGUCGGCAGCCGCUGCAGUUGAUGCGCAAGGAGAGGAGACGGAGACGGCAGCUCCUCAGAUUCCGUCAAAGCCAGCGCGUGCGAGAAAGCGCUCUCAGCCGACCGCAUUAGAAGCUGUGCCGACUAUGUCAGUAGAAACAAUGGCUGACGAGGUGGUGCCGAAGAAGGUGACCAAGAGGAAGGUCUCAAAGAAGGUCAAAGGAGUCAACUCCACGGAAAUCAUCGACCUCACCUGA
This is a messenger RNA of Kalmanozyma brasiliensis GHG001, 1923 nucleotides long. RefSeq names its product Structure-specific endonuclease subunit Slx1. The transcript has a single exon. Lineage: Eukaryota; Fungi; Basidiomycota; Ustilaginomycetes; Ustilaginales. Gene Ontology annotation, cellular component: Slx1-Slx4 complex. Gene Ontology annotation, molecular function: crossover junction DNA endonuclease activity; 5'-flap endonuclease activity. Gene Ontology annotation, biological process: double-strand break repair via homologous recombination. The record is from RefSeq and is a predicted model, not a curated record. Bases 1 to 1923 code for a protein of 640 amino acids.